Messenger RNA from Megalobrama amblycephala (Wuchang bream), 2758 nucleotides. It is a transcript of the gene mcm5, whose product is annotated as minichromosome maintenance complex component 5. The coding region runs from base 212 to 2422 and encodes 736 amino acids. The record is from RefSeq and is a predicted model, not a curated record. The transcript has 16 exons. NCBI's taxonomy places the organism in Eukaryota, Metazoa, Chordata, Actinopteri, Cypriniformes, Xenocyprididae. Gene Ontology annotation, biological process: double-strand break repair via break-induced replication; DNA replication initiation; DNA replication. Gene Ontology annotation, cellular component: nucleus; MCM complex. Gene Ontology annotation, molecular function: single-stranded DNA helicase activity; ATP binding; DNA replication origin binding.
GGCACGGAAAAGUCACUGUGGGAGGAGUCUGGCUUCAGCGCGAGCUGGGCUGGAGGUUUUGCCGCGAAAGUCAGCGCGCUUGUGUCAGGGAAACACAUUGUUGAUUCUGACCGACACAGAAUAUUAGCAAUACUUAUAAUUCAAAACACUGUUUGAAGUGAUAGCUUAUUGAUCGUUUAUUACAAGGAGUCCACUCCAGAACAUUUGCAGAAUGUCGGGAUUUGAUGAUCCAGGAGUUUAUUACAGUGACAGUUUCGGUGGAGGUGAUGGCAUUGGCGAUGAGGGGGUCGUGAAACGCAGCCAGAUCAAAAAGAAGUUUCGUGAGUUCUUGAGGCAAUUUAGAGUCGGAACCGAUCGCACUGGGUUCACCUACAAAUACAGAGAUGAGCUCAAGAGGCACUAUACUUUGGGAGAGUACUGGAUUGAGGUGGAGAUGGAGGAUUUGGCCAGUUUUGAUGAAGAUCUAUCAGACUGUCUUUACAAACUUCCUACUGAGAAUUUGCCUUUGUUGGAGGAGGCGGCGCAGGAAGUGGCUGAUGAGGUCACACGUCCACGGCCACUAGGAGAAGAGACCGUACAGGACAUACAGGUCAUGCUGAAGAGCGACGCCCACCCGUCCUCCAUCCGCAACCUGAAAUCGGAGCAGGUGUCACGUCUGGUGAAGAUUCCCGGUAUAAUCAUAUCCUCUACAGCUGUGAGGGCCAAAGCCACCAAAGUGUGUCUUCAGUGCCGCGGAUGCAGAGCGGUCAUCAGUAACAUUCCUCUGCCACCGGGACUGCAGGGUUACGCUCUGCCCCGCAAGUGCAACACUGAGCAGGCGGGCCGUGUCAAGUGUCCUGUGGAUCCGUAUUUCAUCAUCCCGGACCGGUGCGUGUGUGUGGAUUUCCAAACUCAGCGUCUGCAGGAAGCUCCUGAUGCCGUUCCUCACGGAGAGAUGCCACGACACAUGCAGCUCUACUGCGACAGGUACUUGUGUGACCGUGUAGUGCCAGGAAACAGAGUAACUGUGAUGGGCAUCUACUCCAUCAAAAAGGUGGCUCAAACCAAAGCCAAAGGUCGCGAUAAGGGAGCCGGUGUGGGCAUCCGAGCAGCGUACCUGCGUGUGGUCGGCAUUGAAGUGGAUACUGAAGGAGCAGGCCGUGGAGCCACUGGUUCAGUCUCCCCUCAGGAGGAAGAGGAGUUGAGGGCUCUGGCUUCCUCUCCGUCCGUCUAUGACUCCCUCGCUCGCUCUCUCGCCCCGUCCAUCUACGGAAGCGAUGACCUGAAGAAGGCCAUAGCGUGCCUUCUGUUUGGGGGCUCCAGGAAGAGGUUGCCUGAUGGUCUGACACGCAGAGGGGAUAUUAACUUGUUGAUGUUGGGAGAUCCAGGCACAGCCAAGUCUCAGUUGCUGAAGUUUGUGGAGAGAUGUUCUCCCAUUGGGGUGUACACCUCUGGUAAGGGCAGCAGUGCUGCUGGUUUGACAGCCUCGGUUCUUCGAGACCCCAACACUCGUGGUUUCAUCAUGGAAGGAGGUGCCAUGGUGCUGGCGGAUGGUGGAGUGGUCUGCAUUGAUGAGUUUGACAAGAUGAGAGAGGAUGACAGAGUCGCCAUCCAUGAGGCCAUGGAACAGCAGACCAUCUCUAUUGCAAAGGCUGGCAUCACCACCACUCUGAACUCCCGUUGCUCUGUAUUGGCUGCUGCCAACUCUGUGUUUGGCCGCUGGGAUGAUACAAAGGGAGAGGACAACAUUGACUUCAUGCCCACCAUUCUGUCUCGAUUCGACAUGAUCUUCAUCAUCAAAGACCAUCACGACCAACAGCGAGACAUGACUUUGGCCCGGCAUGUGAUGAACGUUCACUUGAGCGCUCAGACGCAGACGGAGGGUGUGGAGGGAGAGAUUCCUCUGGCCAUGCUGAAGAAAUACAUUGCCUACGCAAGAGUGAAAUGUGGACCACGUCUGUCUGCGGCCGCUGCGGAGAAACUGAAGAACAGAUACGUAUUGAUGAGAAGCGGAGCGAAGGAACACGAGAGAGAGAUCGACAGACGUGCCUCCAUCCCCAUCACUGUCAGGCAGCUGGAGGCUGUGGUGCGCAUUGCGGAGUCUCUCGCUAAGAUGAAGCUGCAGCCCAUCGCUGGAGAGGAAGAGGUGGAUGAGGCUCUGAGACUCUUCCAGGUGUCCACGCUAGACGCGGCCCUGUCCGGCAGUCUGUCCGGUGUUGAAGGAUUUACCACUCAGGAGGAUCAGGAGAUGAUCUCUCGCAUAGAAAAACAGCUGAAGAGACGCUUCGCCAUCGGAUCCCAGGUGUCUGAACACAGCAUCAUACAGGAUUUCACCAAACAGAAAUACCCAGAACACGCUAUUCACAAGGUCCUUCAUCUGAUGAUGAGGAGGGGUGAACUGCAGCACCGCAUGCAGAGGAAGGUUCUCUACCGGGUCAAGUAGAGAGAUGUGUGAUUGUUUCACGCGCAAAUCUGCCAGCAGAGCCUGGCAUCUAAACACAGAUGUGCAGACUGAAGCCACCGCAGAAAUUAUAUACAAUUCAGAUUUAUUGUACAUAGUUGUCUGGACACUCUAUUGCUGGAGAAAUGUCCGGUUUAUCAAUCUACCCGUUUGCUGAGAAGUUCUUCUCAUCUUUUUGUCAGUGCUUGGUAUGCUUUAUUGUCGUCAUGUGGUUUUUCAAUGAAAAAGAAUGCUUCAUCACAAAUCUAAUCUGUCACUCGUCAAAGUAAAGAUAUGAAUUUUGUAUGGAUAACAUAAUAAAGCAAUUUAAAAAAUGAA